GGUAAUGGGCGUGCCCUACCCAUAGAAAUGAUUUCCGCACUGCUAACGUCGGGUCAUUCUUACUAGCAGCUUCUCUUGUCCUGUGGCUUUCGAAAGAUAAUGUCAGAAGAUUCAUCUCCUAGGAAUAGACGUAUGAACACUAAUACUGACCCAUCGCUUCAAGAACAGAAAGAGAGAACCGAGCCUACAAUGAGAGCCUCAACCAUCAGUGGAUCUGCUAAUGCCUAUAUUAGCACCAUGGACCCAAAGUGGAAGAACUGGUGGAUAAGAGGUGUUUUUGCAGGAAUAAUGAUCGGGCUAUUUAUCGUGUUUAUAUACAUGGGCCCUCUUGCUCUAACUCUACUGAGUGCUGGUGUCUUCACGAAAUGCUUCCAAGAGAUUAUUAAAAUUGGUCAUUCAAAAUAUCAGGAGUAUAAUUUGCCGCUAUAUCGAGUCUUGAACUGGUUAUUUUAUUUCAUAUUCCUAUACUAUAUAAUUGGUUAUAAUCUAAUACAGUAUUAUCCAGAAUUCUUCUCAACAGGUUUUGCUGAAGUAUUAGCAACUUAUCAUAAAUUAACCUGCUUCUUUCUUUAUGUUUUUGGGUUUGUCAUGUUUGUACUGACACUUCAAAAAGAUUUCUACGGGGUUCAGUUCACCAUGUUUGGUUGGACUCACAUAACUCUCUUCUUUAUGGGCAGUGACAUGUUCAUGGUAAUGCAGAACAUUUACGAAGGUCUUUUCUGGUUUUUAAUACCAGUUACUCUGGUCAUAUGUAACGACAUAAUGGCAUAUGUUUUUGGUUUUUUCUUUGGUCGUACUAAACUCAUCAAUCUCUCUCCCAAGAAGACUUGGGAAGGAUUCCUUGGUGCUCUGUUUUCAACAAUAUUGUUUGGAUUAUUGUUUGCAUUCAUUCUUGCCAAGUAUGACUUAGCCUGUUAUGCCAGUCAAACUGCCUGCGAAAACUCCCCAUUAUUUAAAUACAAAGAAUACAAUUUCUUGGGCAUGCAAAUCCAGUUGUACCCAGUCAUGAUACACACCCUCAUGCUGGCCAUAUUUGCUUCUCUCAUUGCUCCUUUUGGUGGGUUCUUUGCUUCAGGAUUCAAAAGGGCCUUUAAAAUCAAAGAUUUUUCAGAUGCUAUCCCAGGCCAUGGUGGACUAAUGGACAGGAUGGACUGUCAAAUUUUAAUGGUGGCUUUUGCUAAUGUCUACUACUUCACCUUUUGCAGUACUCCAAAUAUUGAGCGUGUUUUGGGACUGAUUGGCUCACUGAGCAUUGAGCAGCAACACCAAGUGUUUGAAACACUACAGGAAAGACUGGGAACUGCUAAAACAUAAUAAAAAGAAACAUAUGCUUUAUAUCGUAAUUAUAUCUUUUCCUUUCACGCGUGCAUUAUUAUUAUUAAUAUAUUGUUAUUAUUGUUGUUGUUGUUAUUAGGUUAAACAUGUCUAUACCCCAAAUUUUUGUUCUCUCUCUCUCUCUCUUUCUUCUCCCUUUACAGAUUUUGGGUAUUUUUAAUAAAUAUAAUUAUUAUCACUAGCAAUAGUGAUACAAGA
Messenger RNA from Amphimedon queenslandica, 1533 nucleotides. Its product is annotated as phosphatidate cytidylyltransferase, photoreceptor-specific-like. The coding region runs from base 100 to 1314 and encodes 404 amino acids. Lineage: Eukaryota; Metazoa; Porifera; Demospongiae; Haplosclerida; Niphatidae. Gene Ontology annotation, cellular component: endoplasmic reticulum membrane. Gene Ontology annotation, molecular function: phosphatidate cytidylyltransferase activity. The transcript is spliced from 14 exons. The record is from RefSeq and is a predicted model, not a curated record.